Messenger RNA from Suillus paluster, 1527 nucleotides. RefSeq lists its product as uncharacterized. NCBI's taxonomy places the organism in Eukaryota, Fungi, Basidiomycota, Agaricomycetes, Boletales, Suillaceae. The record is from RefSeq and is a predicted model, not a curated record. The transcript has 6 exons. The coding region runs from base 1 to 1527 and encodes 508 amino acids.
AUGACACGGUUUUGCCCUCCCAAUCGGCGGGAGUUCACUCUCGUUCUGUUCUCCGUCACAAUUUUUGUGGUCUUCUAUAACUUCGAAGCGACUUUCGACCUCUUCGCGCCUGGCACGUCCUUAUUAAAUCCCUCCGCAGAUAGCAGCGGCCUCGAGAUGGACAUAUUCGGGGACUGGAAGUCUGAUGAGGCGCACAUAUCCAGUGUUCAUAAACAGCAGGAGGAGAUGGAAGAUAACGCAGAUGGAGAUAUUUGGAUAAAGGACCUUGUAUCUGAGGCCCAGAAGCAAGUCAUCUUCGGAAACAUCAAUGUUAAUGAUGGCUUUAUGCACUGGGGCAGUGACGUGCCUCAAACUCAAGUGAUGAAACACGUCGCUGGAUUUUCGAUACUGGACAAUGUAGUAAUAUGCAACGGCACAAUUUUCAUCGUGACGGAUUCUCCUUCAAGCUUCCCUUCGUUGGGUUCCAUUGCAUCAUCUGUUGGGAACCCGCACGAAGCUCCGCGUCCAGAAGAAUGGGAAGUCCUGUCAAUCGAGCAAGCGAGAGACAAACUUGGUUCGUAUGGUGGACUGAUUCAAGGUGCCAGUUGGCUAUCGUAUGACGUGACUCCUAACAACUACACGCUGUUCUCGCUCUGGCGGACCCACAGCUCCCUGAACGCAUCGACAUCUCCAGAACUUUUCCGUCCGCCACGACGACUGUUCUUCCCGAAUAUCCCUACUUUGCAAGGUGAACGGCCCGAAGUCAACGUGCGGCCCAUCCUUAGACGCUAUCGUUCGGACAGUGGUUUCCAUCCAUAUCUUCCCAAGGCAGCUUUUCCAAUGCUCGGGUUGAUGUAUAAAGAAGACUGGGAAGAUUAUGCGCUGAUGGAAGUCCCAUUCCUUUUCGAGAGGCUGGUUGUUGCCGAUUUUGGUGCGGCUGAACGUGCAACAAAUGAUCUGCCUCCAUUCGCUCUCUCUCUUAUUGGCUUAGAUGCGUCAAAGGAAUGGUGGGAGCCAAUUAGGGAGAAUCUUGCCAAGUUCUUGCACGUAGACCCCCAUGCACAAAACCCCAACGGCGGAGGGGAAAAGACGAUAGUCACUUACAUAUCUCGUCAGGACGCCAGAAGUGGCCCAAAGCUCAGGAGAGCUGACCACGAUGCGUUGGUUAGUGCUCUUGAACAGUUGCGUAGGAGUGACAACUUCGAGGUCUACGUAGUUUCCUCAGAAGAGGGGCACUGGACAGAGAGAAUGUCAGCCAUCGCCCAAUCUACUGUCGUUCUGGGUGUUUAUGGAGAUAGCCUCGCGGACAGCGUGUUUAUGAGGCCAUCAGGGCACUCGACUCUCAUGGAAUUUUUCCCCUUGGACGUCUUCACUCGCGACGCAGAAACAUCGGUUCGCUCCUUAGGCAUUCACUACAUCGCCUGGUGGAAUGAUCGGCAGUUCCAAAGUGGCAGUCUUCCAGCUGUGGCUCCAGGGGGUGAUUAUGAUGAAGUUCUGAUCGACGCUGCUGCAGUCGUGCAGGCCAUCCAGGAAGUCAUUCGCACGUAG